This is a messenger RNA of Alternaria rosae, 2058 nucleotides long. RefSeq lists its product as uncharacterized. The coding region runs from base 1 to 1872 and encodes 623 amino acids. Lineage: Eukaryota; Fungi; Ascomycota; Dothideomycetes; Pleosporales; Pleosporaceae. The record is from RefSeq and is a predicted model, not a curated record. The transcript has 3 exons.
AUGUGUUCACCUAAUGCUAUCGUUACACCACAUGCUUACCAGCGUCUUUUCAGCCCAAGGUCCUGCAAGAUACCCAAGGCGCGUCAACUCGACAAACGCGCUGUCGCGCGAUCACGCCUGCUUGCCCGCAUUGAGUGGGGCAAACAGCGUCGAGCUCCACAUUCAAGCGACGACACAGCAAGCGCUCGGCACGCUACUCGUCGCGACUUUACCAUAAGCAUGGCCGGGGAAGAUUUGAAGAGAUACUUAAUUGUGCCUCCACUUUCUUCUUCCUCUUCAUCAUCUCUUCUGUCUUCAAGUCCGACUGCUAGCAGUUCAAGAAAACCAAUCCCUGCUCCUCGCAGCUCGGAUACGAAAUACGAGCAAACAGGCUCCACCAACAAGGCUGAGAAACGCAAGAUGGAAGUCGAUACACACACCCCUCUACCCACUUCUCUCGGGGGUGCGCACGCAGAAACGAUGGAUAAGAGUACACCGCUUGACGGCGUCAUCAGCAUUGAUGAUUUCUUGAAUCAGAAUAGGGACGCUCAUGAAGCUCAGAAACUCGUCAAGGAAACCAAACAACCCGCACCUCCUCCCUCCAAGAAGCCUAAACCCACGAAGCAAAACCCCACUCCCCUCACACCCGUAGCAGUAGGUGCGCGCUCAUCCCGCCACACCAUCCUCCUACAUGAAAAGUACCAAGCCCUCGGCAUCCCACAACCACUCUUCACUUACGGAGGGAGCGGUGAGACGGGAUGGACUGUUUCUGUCAGCUUUCCUGGUCUGGAUGAUGCGGAGGAACUGCAGGGAUUGGAGUUCGAUGAAGAGAGGAAGUUCAAUAGUAAGCAAGAAGCCAAGGAGGCUUUGAGUCAGAAGGCGUUGGCUGUCUUGGAAGAAUUAGAGAAGGAGGGUAGAGUGAAGAAAGGUGGGAAGGGAAAGAAGAAAAAGCAGGACAACUCUGAGGAGCAGGUCGUCCAGCCGGUUAAAGAGGAGAAGGGACCUGAUGAGAAUUUUGUUGGGAAGUUGCUUGAAUUCCAGCGCGCAACCGACUCCCCCCAACCAACAUACACAGACUACCAAUCCGGUCAACGCUUCUCCUGCCUCAUCACCAUCGAAGGCGAAGGCGAAGGCCAGCAAUUCGGCUCCAUAGAAAACCUCUUCUCGUCCAAAAAAGCCGCGAGGCAAGACGCCGCCCGCCACGCUGUCGAGCACUUCAAAGCCCUGGGUACAUGGCCCGACGACGACACUGCCGUCGGCGGCAUCAAGAAGAAGAAGAAAGCUCAACCUACCGAUCCUGAGAUAGUCUCAAUAUCAACACCAGACGGCUCAUCGUCUACAUCCCCCAUCCAAGCAACCAGCACAACCCCCGCACCCUCAGGCACCCCCUCCUACGCCUCCCGCGUCGCCUCCCUCGCCGUAACCCUCGCACUCCCCACACCCGAAUGGUCCUACACACCUCACCCCUCCGACCCCACCUUCCACACUGUAUGCUGUUUCUUCAAGGGCGCAGGACCGCAUGAGGGACCAAUUGGUGAGGUAAGGAAUAUUUAUGGGAAGAAGAAGGCGAAGGAGGAGUGUGCGAGACUUACGUUGGAGUAUCUUAAGGAUGUCAAGGAGAAGAGGAUGCAGUAUGGGAUGAGUGUUAUGAGGGGGGUUUUGGGGAGUGAGGGUGUAGAGGGCGUGAUUGAAGGGGGAUUGGGCAGGGGGGUUGAGGGGGGAGGGGAAAAGAUGGGUGGUGGAGAGGGGAAGGGGAAGAGGGUUGAAAGUGCGGGUGGGAAGGUGAGAUUGGGAACGGGGUUGGAUAGUGUGGAUGAGAGGAUGAUGGAUAUGAACACGGAUAUGGGGGAGAGUAGCGAGGAUGAGGUGUUUGCUGAUGCUAUGGAGGGCUAAGAGUUGAUAUCCACAUAGGAGGCGUUGGAUUGGGAUAGAAGACUGGCUUGUACAGGAACUAUGGGUGCUGUACAGCGGGCUGGGUUCGGUACAGGAGAACCUUGGGGUUGGCUGUAGUAUAGGUCUCUGAUGAAUACCCGUACGAGAUACCACGGCUCUAAACUUGUGCCACUUAUACUCAACACA